AGUUCCCUAGCUCCCGCCGCCGCCGCCGCCAGUGCAGUUGCAGCCGCGGCUGUCUCCCGCCUGCUCGCUCCGGGAGAAGAGAACGCGCGCGAUCUUGGGCGUCCCCGCGCCAGCCUUUCCCGGAGCCAUGAAUCCCAACUGCGCCCGGUGCGGCAAGAUCGUGUACCCCACGGAGAAGGUGAACUGUCUCGAUAAGUUCUGGCAUAAAGCAUGCUUUCACUGCGAGACCUGCAAGAUGACACUCAACAUGAAGAACUACAAGGGCUAUGAGAAGAAGCCCUACUGCAACGCACACUACCCUAAGCAGUCCUUCACCAUGGUGGCCGACACCCCGGAAAACCUUCGCCUCAAGCAACAGAGCGAGCUCCAGAGUCAGGUGCGCUACAAGGAGGAGUUUGAGAAGAACAAGGGCAAAGGCUUCAGCGUGGUGGCAGACACACCCGAACUCCAGAGAAUCAAGAAGACCCAGGACCAGAUCAGUAACAUAAAAUACCAUGAGGAGUUUGAGAAGAGCCGCAUGGGCCCCAGUGGUGGGGAGGGCCUGGAGCCUGACCGCCGAGAUUCUCCGGACAGCGGCAGCUACCGGCGAUCCCAGGAUCAGCCGCAACCACACCACAUCCCGACCGGUGCCCCAGUUUAUCAGCAGCCCCAGCAGCAGCCGGCGGCCCAGUCCUACGGUGGUUAUAAGGAGCCCGCAGCCCCGGUCUCCCUGCAGCGCAGCGCCCCAGGCGGGGGCGGGAAGCGGUACCGCGCCGUGUACGACUACAGCGCGGCCGACGAGGACGAGGUCUCCUUCCAGGACGGGGACACCAUCGUCAACGUGCAGCAGAUCGACGACGGCUGGAUGUACGGGACCGUGGAGCGCACGGGCGACACGGGGAUGCUGCCGGCCAACUACGUGGAGGCCAUCUGAGCCCGCGCGCCGCCCGCCCCGUCGUCCACGCAUUCCACGGCAUCGCAUCCGUCCGCGGGACCUGUCCGCCGUCAGUGUCUGUUUUUUUAAGUCCGCGACAGCUUCUUUCUGCCCACCCUCCUCCAGCUUCUUCUGCCAGGCGAAGCCUUGUUCUUCGGCGGGGUCCUUCCCCCGGCAGGUUUUCCCCUUGACCAACCUCUUGGUUUUCUCUCCGAAUGGAUCAGAUGUGGGCCUCUCUGGGGGAGGGCUGGCCUGGAAUGGGGGACCCAUCAAUUCCCAGGUCUCCGCUCCUCUCUUGUUCACCCCUCAGACCUUCCCGCUCACCUCACACACUCAAACAUUCCAGGGCUGCUGAGCCCAGACUCCCAGGAGCCCCUGUGGGGGCUUCCUACAUUCCCACAGGGCUGGGGAUGGGGUGGGGCGGCCCCUGUGUGGGGACCAGUGCGGGGCUUUACCUCUGCUUCUCAAAGGCGGCCGCCGGACUCCCCACCCCUCCUCUCUCAAGGACAGCAGAGGAGGUGAGCUCUCGCCUCAGGACGCAGCCGUCCCUCCCCACACAUGCCCUUCUCACACUGUGAUUCUGCCCUCCUGCCACGCAGGCCUCGUGUGGCGAAGAGUUCCUCGGGAAGCUCGCCUUGGGCUCCGUUCUUGCCUUUCUGACUUUUCGGGACAGCUGCAGGAGGAGGGGACAGGGUAUUCUCUCCACCGCGCUUUUUCCUGAGUCACACCUCCGGUCUCCAGAAACCCUGGCUUGGCACUGUGGUCCGGAAAGGGGCCUCCCAGUCUGUGCCAGCCCAGAGCCCUGAGAUCUGGGUCGGGCUGGCCGCUUUUCCCUAUUCCUCUCUGGAAGGCGUCUUAGGACCGUUAGCUCCAGGAUGAGCCAUGUGGGGGAAGGGGUGUGGGUGGCAUGUGGGGGUGAGUGUGAGGUAACUUCCCACGGGAGCCUGGCUUUCCCUGGGGUACAGACCUGUCUUCCCCUGGAGUUUUUCUCAAAACCUACUGUGAGAGGAAAGGGCCCUGGGGAGAAAAGUUAACUUAUGUUUUCUUUGGAGUGAAAAUUCCUCCUCUCCUCCUGUCCCCUAGCAGAGGACGCCCACCUGCUGUGUGCUGGGCAGAAGCCAUGGGAUGAGUGAGUCAGUGAGGCUGAUGUUGGGGCUUUGGCUUAUGGGGUAGCCCCAGGCAUAUUCUCUUCCCCAUCUCUGUCCUCUGGGCUGCAGAAUAGGAGGCCAGAGGGCCCUGUUCACCCACACUGUGGGUGUCUUACUGCAGGGGCUCUCCCCCUAGGGGUCUCCCUGGCUUACCUAAAGCCCUUUGAUGCAGAGGGAGAGGUUCCCAGGUAACAGAACUGGAAGCACAGACCCCGGGUGAGGAAGGGCAAGAUGGUGCUAUCUCCAAGUCCCUCUGCUCAUCUGGUGGCUGUGACCAUCCUUUCCUGGCUACCUUCACCUCUGCGCUUUCUUGUCCCCACCCCACUCCCAUUUUCACUGACUCCAACCAGGCCUCCCAGCUGACUUCCUUGCACUCUGUGCCUGCAGGGAGGGCUGGGCCUGAGGGUGCUGGUGUACUCAGUGUCCUGGGGCUGUUUUUACCAACUGCUUUUGAGUUUACUUGGGGACACUUCCCAAAUCAAAAGACUGAGGACCCCUGCCCCACCAUCCCCUUGGAGGGAGGGCAGGUAGCAGGGAGGGAGCGCCGGUGGCCUGGGAGAGGUGCUGGUCCAUUCCUUUUCCUUUUGAUCUCAAAGCACAACCUGCAUUCUGGGACCAGAGGUCAGAGACAUCCAGCUGAGGCCUGCAGAGGGAGGGUUGUUGGGGCUGAGGGAGGCCCAGCAGCAGCCUAUUUUCAUUCUGCUUCAUCUUUGAAAACAAGGAAGGGGGCACUGGAAUCUUGCUACCAGCCCCUUACUCCUCCCAUCCUAAAAAUAGGGGAACUUUUCUGAUAAUCCCCCAUGAGAAGAGGGACUGUCACACUGGUGCUGAGGGGCCCAAGGGCUGCUGGGAGUCCUUAUUCCUUUCCAGAAUCAUCCAUCCCUAGAAAAGCACAGAAUGAGGGCUGGGCCGAACCCUUAGCUUCUCCUUACCGUUCACAGUCUAAUCCCGGGAAAGGAGAUGUGUCAAAGCUGGAAUGUGAAUAUAACUUUAGUGGAACAAUAAUAAAAGGCAAGAAGCCCGAUGGUGAGAAAAAUGAAUUCUCUCAACACUGCUUCCUGUUUUCUUCCUCAUGUCCCUCCAGGGAAAACUUGAUUGCUUAAUUUCUGCCUUUUUUUCCCUCACAUAUGCACUUUUGGGCCCCCCCCCUCUUUUUUUUAAUAGCUGGAAAAAAAAAAUGCCACCCCACAAACCUGUAUUUAAAAAGAAACAGAAAUAACCACGUGAGGUAUUUGUCCAGACAUUUCAUCAUGUGUGUGGAGCCGUCCAUUCAUCUUUCACAUGGGGUGGUUGUCUUUUCUUGGUCUGUUUUGUCCCCUCCCUCGUGGGCCUGUGCUUCAGAUCAAACCUUUCUGGCCUGUCAUGAUUCUGAACAUUUGACUUGGACCACAAGUGAAUCUUUCUCCUGGUGACUCAAAUAAAAGUAUAAUUUUUACCUGCG
Condylura cristata (star-nosed mole) is the source of this 3502-nucleotide messenger RNA. RefSeq names its product LIM and SH3 protein 1 (gene LASP1). Bases 128 to 913 code for a protein of 261 amino acids. Gene Ontology annotation, cellular component: focal adhesion. Gene Ontology annotation, molecular function: actin filament binding. Lineage: Eukaryota; Metazoa; Chordata; Mammalia; Eulipotyphla; Talpidae. The record is from RefSeq and is a predicted model, not a curated record. The transcript is spliced from 7 exons.